This is a messenger RNA of Bipolaris sorokiniana ND90Pr, 321 nucleotides long. RefSeq lists its product as uncharacterized. Bases 1 to 321 code for a protein of 106 amino acids. The transcript has 2 exons. NCBI's taxonomy places the organism in Eukaryota, Fungi, Ascomycota, Dothideomycetes, Pleosporales, Pleosporaceae. The record is from RefSeq and is a predicted model, not a curated record.
AUGAAGCUCAACACCAUCUUCUUCGCCGCUAUGGCUUCUUUCGUUCUCACGGGCCCUCUCGCAGUCCCGAACGACGUCCCCGCCCUCAUCUCUGAGCCCAAGCCAGCCGACGUCACUGGCAACACCGAGUCCACCGGUGGUGAGGCCAUCAACACCACUCCUGCCCGCGACUGCCGCCAGUGCGACGAUUUCUACCGCAAGUGCAUGGGUUCUACUUGGUGCUGGUACGAUCCCAUGGCCUGCUCUAAGACUUGCAACCUCGACACUUGUCGCAAGUUCAACAAGGCCUGCACUCCCUGCGGCUACACUGAUAGGUGCUAG